UGAACAAAUGUUGGAAACACGUCGGCCGCGUGUUGAUCAAACGGUUGGAAACAUAAAACGGUGAUGCUCCAACGGUUGGCCACAGCAUUUGUCGUCGUUCCAAUGCUGGUCCGGCGCGGCGACCGAGUAGAAAACUUGAUGAAAUUUUCCCACAUUUUUUCUGUUGGAGGAGCAAGAGGAGGAGCAAGAGGAGGAGCAAGAGGAGGAGGAGGAAAGGUGACGAGGAGGAGGGGGAGGAGGAGGACCAAGACGAGGUGGAAAAGGAAGAGGAGAAAGAGGAGGACGACUCAGAAGAGGCGGAGGACGAGGAGAGGAGUAGGGAGGAAGCAAACAGGGAGAAGGAGCAGAAAUGGGGGGAAGCGAAGGGGGGGGGCAAGUCAGGGGAGUGGGAGGCCAACUGUGUCUCGGGGAAGGGGUAGAGGAGGAGGAAGAAGAGGAGGAGGAGGGGGAGGAGGAGGGGGAGGAGGAGGAGGAGGAGGAGGAANGAGGAGGAACAGAAGGAGGAGGAAUGAUGAUGAUGAUGAUAAGGAGGAGGCGGAGGUGGAGGUGGAGGAGGAGGAGGAGGAAGAAGAUGUAGAAGAUGAGGAGGAGGAGGAGGAGGAGGAGGAGGAGGAUGGGGAAGAAGAAGAUGUACAAGACGAGGAGGAGGAGGGGGAGGAGGAGAAGGAGGACGAGGACGAGAAGGAGAAGGAGAAGGAGAGAGAGCAGGACAAUGCAGAAGAGGUGGAGGACGAGGAGGAAGGAUGACGAGGAGGAGGAGCAGGAGGACAAGAAGAAGAAGAUGUAGAAGACGAGGAGGAGGAGGAGGAAGAGGAGAUGAUGAUGACGAGGAGGAAGAGGAGGACGACCAAGAAGGGGAGGAGGAAAAGGAGGAGGAGAGAGAGGUGGACGACGCAAAAGAGGCGGAGGACAAGGAGAGGAGGACGGAGGAGGCAGACAGGGAGGAAGGGGGCAAUGGGGUCUCCUUGUCUAACAGGUCGUUAUACCAGGAAGGGGGGGGGGAUAAAUGACCGUUAACCAU
Chara braunii is the source of this 1021-nucleotide messenger RNA. The record is from the annotation of a GenBank genome assembly. NCBI's taxonomy places the organism in Eukaryota, Viridiplantae, Streptophyta, Charophyceae, Charales, Characeae.